CACCGGGCUCCUUUGUGGACUGGCCCGCCUUCAACAUCUGGGCGCCGCGCGGGCCACCUCUGGGCGCCGCGCCGCCGCGCCGCCGCGCCUUGGGGACCCUCGGAGGCGCAGCCCCGAGGCCGGAGACUUCAGUUUGGGACCAGCCCCCCGGGAUGCGGUAGCGGCCGCUGUGCGGAGGCCGCCGAGCAGCUGCAGCCGCCGCCGCCGCGCAGAUCCACGCUGGCUCCGUGCGCCAUGGUCACCCACAGCAAGUUUCCCGCCGCCGGGAUGAGCCGCCCCCUAGACACCAGCCUGCGCCUCAAGACCUUCAGCUCCAAGAGUGAAUACCAGCUGGUGGUGAACGCAGUGCGCAAGCUGCAGGACAGCGGCUUCUACUGGAGCGCCGUGACCGGGGGCGAGGCGAACCUGCUGCUCAGCGCUGAGCCCGCCGGCACCUUCCUCAUCCGCGACAGCUCGGACCAGCGCCACUUCUUCACGCUCAGCGUCAAGACCCAGUCCGGGACCAAAAACCUGCGAAUCCAGUGCGAGGGGGGCAGCUUCUCGCUGCAGAGCGACCCUCGGAGCACGCAGCCUGUGCCCCGCUUCGACUGUGUGCUCAAGCUGGUCCAUCACUACAUGCCGCCCCCUGGCGCCCCCUCCUAUGCCUCGCCCCCUACCGAACCCUCCUCUGAGGUGCCCGAGCAACCGCCGGCCCAGCCGCCCCCAGGGAACCCCCCGAGGAGAGCCUAUUACAUCUACUCCGGGGGCGAGAAGAUUCCUCUGGUUUUGAGCCGACCCCUCUCCUCCAACGUGGCCACCCUUCAGCAUCUCUGUCGCAAGACCGUCAAUGGCCACCUGGACUCCUAUGAGAAAGUCACUCAGCUGCCUGGACCCAUUCGGGAGUUUCUGGACCAGUAUGAUGCCCCGCUUUAAGAUGCAAAAGGCAGGGGUCGAGGAGAGGGGCCUAGACCCCCUCUCCCCCUGCACCACAGAGCACAAGCACAAGAAUCCAGCCUGAAGAGUCCUGGAGCUCUGGGUGAGGCAGGGGGUGGACAGGUGGCCCUGCCCCCUGCAGAACGGCCUCAAGGACCGGGAACAUGUUGGAGGGUCUCGGGAGCACCGCGGGGCUAGCUCCCUGCCCUACUCCGGCCUCUGCUGGAGCCAGCUGGCCGGGUGGCCCACAGCUGAGACUGGUGGAUUCUCUCCUCUCACCUCUUCCGCUCCCCCACUGCCUCCGCUGCAGGAAUGUUGGACUUGUGAGGACUACCUGGGGAUCUUCAAACUUUCCAAUGGAACUUGUUUGCUUUUGGUUUAAAAUGUAUCUUUAAGCCAAAGCAGGGCCGGGAGCCUGGAGAAGGGCAGCUGAGAAGGGAGCACAGGAGGGACCCCUGGGCUGCAGGCUAGCAGAACAGAAGGUGGCCUCUUAGGUGAGGAGGGUGGCUUCUAGCUCUUCCUUCGGCUCUGGCAAGAAGGACAAGGGUGAACUGAAGGGGACCCUUUUGCUUCCCCUCCCUUGGAACAGCCACCAGAAACAUGGGUCCCUGAGUCUGUCCCGUGCCUGGGUGCCCAGGACCCUUCCCCGUUUUAAGGGGGAGGAGACAUUUUUUUUUUUUGGGGGGGGGUGAUCAGGCUGGUCAGUUGCUCUUCUCUCCAUCCACCUUUGACCUCUCAGUCCCUGGGGGUAAAGAAAGCUGAGUUGUCUUUGAUCCCAGACAGAGAAGAUAGGGGGUGAUUCUACUUUGUGCCUCCUGAGUUUGGCGAGAUUUGCCUUAAAUGAUCCUUGUCCUAUGGACAGGGACUGGCACACAGAAGCCACACACUCAGCCAAUCCCAGUAGUGGCCGAGGGAUUCUGGGAGGGCCUAAGGCCAGCCACUCAGCACCGCAGAGGGGGGGGGGCGGAGACCUGCCACCUGGGUUCUGGCUGAGCAUCAGCCUGGCUGUUAGCCACCAGUUAACAAUGCCUCCCGGUGCCGGGCCCUGGGCCAGACCAGAGCCAUCAGAUCCCGUACCCCUCCAGACCCUGCACAGCAGCCCCUCACCUGGGCAGAGGAGUCAGGCAUAGACAGUAAAUCUUAAGAGGCCUCCCACCCUCACCCCCACCCCUGAGCUGCUUCUGCUCUUGGAUAGCACUGAUCAGUGAAAAUUUACAGGAAUGUAGCAGCAAUGGAAUUACCUGGAACUGUUCUUUUCUCGGGGGAGAAGUCAACAAAGAUUUUUUUCCCCCCUCUAUGUCAGGUAUGGGACUGGAUGAGGCAGUGGUGUGUUGGGGUAGUUUUUUUUUUUUUCUGUUAUUUUUUGUUUUGUUUUGAAUAAUGUUUACAAUCUGCCUCAAUCACUCUGUCUUUUUAUAAAGAGUCCACCUCCAGUCCUCACCUCCCCCCCUGCCCCUAGGCCUUCGAGGCUGUUAGGAGAUGCUUGAAGAACUCAACAAAAUACCAAUUCAAGUCAAACUUUGCACAUAUUUAUAUUUAUAUUCAGAAGAGAAACAUUUCAGUAAUUUAUAAUAAAGAGCACUAUUUUUUAAUGAAAAAAA
Erinaceus europaeus (western European hedgehog) is the source of this 2513-nucleotide messenger RNA. RefSeq names its product suppressor of cytokine signaling 3 (gene SOCS3). The transcript is spliced from 2 exons. Gene Ontology annotation, molecular function: 1-phosphatidylinositol-3-kinase regulator activity. NCBI's taxonomy places the organism in Eukaryota, Metazoa, Chordata, Mammalia, Eulipotyphla, Erinaceidae. Gene Ontology annotation, biological process: intracellular signal transduction; phosphatidylinositol phosphate biosynthetic process. Bases 235 to 912 code for a protein of 225 amino acids. The record is from RefSeq and is a predicted model, not a curated record. Gene Ontology annotation, cellular component: phosphatidylinositol 3-kinase complex.